UUUAGGCAACAAACCUUUUCUCUCUCGGAUCGAAAAAAGGAGUACGUGACUCAUGAGUCAAUAAGAAACAAAAAAUGACAGCAGUCCACUCAGAGGCAUCAACACAAACACUCCACAUUUCCUCUCAGAGAAUCUCUGUACAGAGAGAGAGAGAGAGACCUCCAUUAACUUCUUUUUAGGAAAACCAACAGCACCCCCAAUCAGCUCACCAAUCUUCUCUUUACCGCUACCAUGGAGAUCAAAGAAAAGCUACUAAAUUACAAGUAUCAUAUCUUCUUCACCCUCGUUUUCUCUCUUAUUCUUGUCUCUAUAAUCGUUGUUGCGCCGAGUUUCCUCACAAUUUUGGCCUACUUUUGUCCUCUACUUCUCUCCACAGCUCUCUUUCUUGGCGCUGUCAUCUUCUUUGGCAAGACCUCUUUACCGGGCACCGACUCUUCCAGUGACAAAGCCGGCGAGGGGCUCUUGGAUUAUGUUGCUGGACAGCCCGAGCAAGCGGUGGAAAGUUUCAAGUCAGACUAGUAGUUGCCAGCCUUGUUUAAUGAUGUGUAAUCUCCCUAACCUUUAGGCUUUUUACUCACUUUCGUCCCUGAUUCCUUUGAUCUCUCAAUUUAAUUACGGGAGGAGGGUGUCUGCCGCCGCCGCCGCCGCCGCUGCUGUUAUGAUUAUUACUACUGUUUGAACAUCUAAUGUUGUUGCUUGUUAUUUAAUGAUAAUGACAUUAGGUUCUCCA
Messenger RNA from Populus euphratica (Euphrates poplar), 730 nucleotides. RefSeq lists its product as uncharacterized. The record is from RefSeq and is a predicted model, not a curated record. The coding region runs from base 232 to 519 and encodes 95 amino acids. Lineage: Eukaryota; Viridiplantae; Streptophyta; Magnoliopsida; Malpighiales; Salicaceae. The transcript has a single exon.